Plutella xylostella (diamondback moth) is the source of this 1375-nucleotide messenger RNA. Its product is annotated as stearoyl-CoA desaturase 5. Gene Ontology annotation, biological process: unsaturated fatty acid biosynthetic process. Gene Ontology annotation, molecular function: stearoyl-CoA 9-desaturase activity; iron ion binding. Gene Ontology annotation, cellular component: endoplasmic reticulum membrane. The record is from RefSeq and is a predicted model, not a curated record. Lineage: Eukaryota; Metazoa; Arthropoda; Insecta; Lepidoptera; Plutellidae.
CAUUCCAAGAAUUAAUACAGAAGUCGUGCCAGGUGGUGGCCAACCGUGAAAUUAGCGAUUAAAAGAAAUGUGUUUUAACCGUGAAUUUUUUAGUUGAGUUAUUUUUUUGUGCUACAGUGAUUGAGUUGUUACUUUCAGAAUGGCGCCUUCGACAGUCACGGAAACGGAAGUGCAAACAACAGACAACUCCGCAUUCGCCGCGAGAGAGACGAAGACUUGGGAGAUAGUAUACAGAAGAGAGAGAGACUACGACCAGGAGACGGUCGAGAGAAAAUACAACUAUGACGUCAUGUUGCCGAAAAACGACCCAGCAUUUUUGAAGCCAAUCCGAAGAUGGGAGAGAGAUGUUAUGGGGUUCCUGACACCAUUGAGGUGGAAGAAUAUAAUUGCGAUCACCACUUACCAUCUGAUUGGCAUCGUGUGGUUCCUGCACUAUCUAUCCAGAGGCAUGCUGCCGAAACUACAGACUAUUUUGUUUUGCUGGGUGAUGGGCUGGCUGGGCGGGUUUGGCGUGACGGGCGGCGCGCAUCGGUACUGGACCCACCGCGCGUACAAGGCCACCCUGCCUCUGCAGGUCGUGCUGAUGCUCUGCUACUCGGUGUCUGGACAGAACACGAUAUUCGAGUGGGUGCGCGACCACCGCGUGCACCACAAGUUCUCUGAAACCUCGGCGGACCCUCACGACGCGAACCGAGGCUUCUUCUUCAGCCACGUCGGCUGGCUGAUGAUGAAGAAGCACCCCGAGGUCAUCAGGCAGGGCAGCAAGGUGGACAUGAGCGAUAUUCUCAAUGAUCCUCUCGUGCGGUUCCAUACUAGAUACUUCCAGCUCUUCAAGCUCCUCCUCUGCUUCGUUCUCCCGUCGCUGGUGCCGCGGCUGUGGGGGGAGAGCUGGGGCUACUGCGUGCUGGCGCAAGCCGUGCUAAGGCACCUGCUCAACCUGCACUUCACGUGGUCUGUCAACAGCUUCGCGCACCUGUGGGGGAACAAGCCUUACGACAAAUCAAUAAUGCCUUCAGAAAACUGGGGGGUGUCUGUGGUGGCGAUGGGCGAGGGCUGGCACAACUACCACCACACAUUCCCGUGGGACUACAAGGCGGCAGAACUGGCCUACGAUUUGAACCCAACAACUUAUUUCAUCGACCUAUUCGCUAAAAUCGGCUGGGCCUAUGAUUUGAAGAAGGCAUCGCCCUGUCUCAUUAACGCUGUGGCUUUGAGAAAGGGUGACUUGAAUUAUAAGAAACAUUAGUGUUUUGUAUUAAGGGCCUAGUACAUAAGAGAAUUUAGACAUAACUUUAUGAACUUAAAACGUACGUAGUGCGAUGGGUGUAAUGUUUGUAAAAAUAGAUUUAGUUUCAAUACUUAUGUAAGUAUGUGG